This is a messenger RNA of Nerophis lumbriciformis (worm pipefish), 3090 nucleotides long. The record is from RefSeq and is a predicted model, not a curated record. Lineage: Eukaryota; Metazoa; Chordata; Actinopteri; Syngnathiformes; Syngnathidae.
UGCGUCAUGGAGACGGUGGGCAGAUUCGAGUUCAGUCGGAAGGACCUGAUAGGACAUGGCGCAUUUGCGGUCGUAUUUAAAGGCAGACACCGAGAGAAACAUGACUGGGAGGUGGCAGUAAAAUGCAUCAACAAGAAGAACCUGGCCAAAUCUCAGACACUGCUUGGGAAGGAGAUCAAAAUACUUAAGGAACUCAAGCAUGAAAACAUUGUUGCUUUACUGGACUUUCAGGAAACCGCGAGCUCAGUGUACCUAGUAAUGGAGUACUGUAACGGUGGUGACCUUGCCGACUACCUACACUCAAAAGGCACACUGAGCGAGGACACAAUUCGCGUUUUCCUGCAGCAGAUUGCAGGUGCAAUGAGAGUCCUGCAGGCAAAAGGCAUCAUCCACAGGGACCUCAAACCCCAGAACAUUUUGCUCUCUUACCCACCAGGGCGCAAAUCCCACUCCAACAACACCUGCAUCAAAAUUGCUGACUUUGGUUUUGCCAGGUACCUUCAGAACAACAUGAUGGCGGCAACCCUCUGCGGGUCUCCAAUGUACAUGGCACCAGAGGUCAUCAUGUCCCAAAACUAUGAUGCUAAGGCAGAUUUGUGGAGCAUCGGGACCAUUGUGUUCCAGUGUCUGACUGGGAAGGCUCCUUUCCAGGCUAGUAGCCCCCAGGAUCUUAGGAUGUUUUAUGAGAAAAACAAGAAUCUGAGCCCCAACAUUCCCAGAGAGACUUCCAGUCAUUUGAGGCACCUCCUACGGGGCUUGUUGCAGCGCAAUCACAAGGAUCGCAUGGACUUUGAUGAGUUUUUUUCACACCCUUUCUUAGAAGCUACAAGCUCAUCCAUAAAAAAGACAACUCCAACGGUAACCAUGACCUGCUUUCCAAGUUCUGCUUCAGCCAGCUCAUGCAGCAGCUCCUCCACUUCACACCUGGCCUCUCCACCGCAGUCUCUUGGUGAUGCCCAACAUUUGCGUGCAAAAGCGAUGGCCUCCCCCACCCAAGAGGCCACUGGGUUUCACCUCAAGGAUUCAUCCGGAGGAGGCGGCAGCAGCAAGAACUCCUCCUCCUGUGACACAGAUGACUUUGUCAUUGUGCCAGCUCAUUUUAACACGGCUGAGUUGACGAGUGAGAGUAAAGUGCUGCAGGACAGUCUCAUGAACAGCGGCUCUCUUCUGAAUUCUGCUGGUUUGUGUGUCCAAGCCAAAUCCCCGCCACACUCUCCCUCCUAUAGUGGUUCCCCCAGUCGUGUCAGGUCCAGUGAUUCUUCGGGGAAUAACUAUGCUGGCACAAGUGGAAACCAUGGUCACUCCCUGCCCAUCCCAGUUCCUACUCAGGUGCACAACUACCAGCGCUUGGAGCAACAGAUCUAUACUACCAAACAGGAAAGCUCACCCAGGCUGUCCACUCUGGUGCAUCGUUGUAGCAGUGGAAGUCCGUUGGGCUUUGCAAGGACUGGGCCCUCCCCACCUUACGGAACAGUGGCCAACACCCGAAGGCUGUCGCUGGGAGGAGCAAGACCAUUUCAACUCUCCCCUCAAGCAGCACAGCAAGCGGAAUCCAGGUCAGCAGCUCAGAGGCACUCCCCAGUCGCCACAGGCCUGGGGACACGGCUCCACAGUGCCCCCUGUCUUUUGGAGUGUAAUGCUGGUGGCGGCCGACAAAAGAUCCGAAAGCAGCAUUCAGACCCAGUGGUGGUCCCCACGGCAGGCAUGAUGACUGUUCGCCCCUUGCACUCUUCCCCCCGCCUCAGUGAGCUUAUGCAGCGAAGCCCACUGCCCACCAUCCUGGGCUCCCCAUCAAGAACUAUGCCUCCAUUUGAAUUCCCCAAACCCCCCAGCUCUCCAAACCUUGUCAACUUCCUGACACAGCAAGGCUUGGUCGUAGGCUCUCCCAGCAACAAGACUGUGCAAACCGAGCCCAGGGACAGUGGACAGCUCGUGCCCACGCAGUGCCCCCAGCCUUCACACUGCAUCCACAGAAUGAAUGAUGAUACCAGGGGGAUUGGAAGAUCUCAAAGCGCCGGCCUCCUAUCUGACAUGUUGCUGAUGGCAGCAUUUGGAACAGGUGGAACAGUCAGUGACCGGGGCAGCACAGAGAACCUGGUCUGUGAAAAAGCUAUAGACAUCGCAGUGCCCUCAGGUGGUGUCCUAUGUCCUGGGCCGGGCUCCUGUAGUCCAGCACAGGUGGUGUUCACCAUCGGCUCCCCUCCUAGUGGCAGCACCCCACCUCAGGCCUGCAGACAGAGGAAAUACUCAGGCUCGUUUGCAUCAGUCAGCCCCGCUGGCUCGUUCACUAGCCGAUAUGCCCAGACGGCGACCUACGGCGACGGCUUUGAGGCUUCUUCCAGCCCUCGUUACAAUUUUUUUGAUCCCAUCACAGCCAACAUGGGUGGACGUAUAACCUUCGAGGCCCCGGAGCUUCCUGAAGAGACUUUGAUGGAGCAGGAACACACGGACACCGUGCAGAGCCUGCGCUUUACGCUAGAUUUUGCUUGCUGUCUGAUGGAGGUGGCCGGUGCCCGUGGCAUUGCAUUGAUGGGGCUCCCGGGUGACGCUUCGAACCCUAACUACUUACAGCAGCAGAGCCUGGUGGCAGAUCAGAUAAGCUCACUGAGCCGAGAGUGGAGUCAUGCAGAACAGCUGGUUCUUUACCUUAAGACUGCAGAAAUUUUAUCUACUGCAAUACAAACGGCCAUGGAGCGAGUGAAACAAGGCAAACUUUACCCGUCGAGUACAGUCAAACAAGUUGUGAGGAGGCUAAAUGACCUGUACAAGUCCAGUGUGGCAUCAUGCCGCUCUCUCAGCACGCGUCUGGAACGCUUCUUUUCCAAAAAACAUCGACUAAUGGACAAAAUCACCUCCAUUACGGCUGAGAGGCUGCUCUUUAGCCACACUGUGCAGAUGGUUCAGUCUGCUGCUCUAGAUGAGAUGUUUCACCAGGGUGAGGCAUCAAUCCACCGCUACCACAAAGCCCUCCUUCUGAUGGAGGGCCUCUCUAUGCUUCUCACAGAACAGGCAGACAUUCUCAGUGUCAGCAAAUGUAAAGAGUGUAUCGAGCGGCGUCUCACAGCCUUGCAGUCCGGGCUCUGUGUUUGA